Messenger RNA from Raphanus sativus (radish), 2492 nucleotides. Its product is annotated as sister chromatid cohesion 1 protein 2-like. The transcript has 13 exons. Gene Ontology annotation, molecular function: chromatin binding; protein binding. Gene Ontology annotation, cellular component: synaptonemal complex; cohesin complex. Gene Ontology annotation, biological process: replication-born double-strand break repair via sister chromatid exchange; synaptonemal complex assembly; mitotic sister chromatid cohesion. Lineage: Eukaryota; Viridiplantae; Streptophyta; Magnoliopsida; Brassicales; Brassicaceae. Bases 169 to 2292 code for a protein of 707 amino acids. The record is from RefSeq and is a predicted model, not a curated record.
GCUUGUUCCGUACACAGCAUGGCUGUCUUUCUCCCUCAUUUUCCUUUUUAGUAUUCAAUUUAUUUAUCUCCCUCCUGUCCGCUUCAGUAUCUAAGAAGCUUUUGGUCUUGUAUAAAAAUCCCAAAAUCUGUGGGGGGGGGGGAGUGAGAAGAAUCAUAGUAUAAUAAAAUGUUUCACUCGGAAGGCCUCGUAUCGAGGAAAGGACCUUUAGGAGCGAUUUGGGUGGCAGCCUAUUUCGCGAAGAAGCUUAAGAAAACUCAAGUCAAAGACACUCAUAUUCCUUCCUCCGUUGACCAGAUCUUGCAAAAGGAGUUGGACGCUUUGACAUACAGAGUUUUAGCCUAUCUUCUCCUUGGUCUCGUUAGAAUAUAUUCCAAGAAGGUCGACUUUUUGUUCCAUGAUUGCAACACUGCCUUUAUCGCUGUAAAGGAGUUUGUGGCUAAGGAUAAGAACAACAGAGAUAACACUAAUGUGCCUCUCCCUGCUGCUGCAGCAUCUACCGUGUUUUCUUCAAUUGCUUUGCCUCAGUGUUUCGAACUAGAUGCUUUUGAUCUUGGUGUUUUGGAAGAUUCUCACGGGGACAAUGUUAGGCCUCAGGAAGAUAUUACACUUAAACAAGUUGGAGGUGCUGCUGGUCGGGAUACGGAGAGCAUGGACCACUACUAUAUGGAAAGGUUCGACAUGGAGGAGGAGGAGGAGGAUCUCGGCUUUACGUUUCAUGAAACUUCCGUUGCCGAUCAUACUGAUACUAGAUUUGAGACCGCCCAUGAUAUGGACAUAGAUGCAGAAAAUGUCAGAGAUGCUAGUGGACAAGCAUCAGUCAGAGUUGUUGAAGCAGAGCCGCUAGAGUCUAACAAAUCAUCCAGAGAUCAGCAAAAUGCAUCUAGGCAUGGGGAGGAUCCAGAAUCAGAUGACAUGGAACGCGAAGAACCAGGAUCUGUGGGGGGAAAUGGAGACUUGCCUGAAUGCAUAGAGAAACAUCGAGGCCAUAGUGAUGGGGAAAUGACAGACACUGAUAUGUUUCAUAAAGAGCCAUCUGAGACUCCUGAAGUGAAUAAAGUUGGAUACAAUGAGAAAGGUUUCCUCUCUGGCAUUACUUUUUCAGAAGAGCCGGAGAGUAAAGGAUCUAAUGCUAAAGAUACUCCAGUUGCUGCUACUCCCAAAACACCUUCCCGGCUGAAGAUCUCUCAAGGUACAGGGGAAACAAGCCAUCAGUUCUCCAUCAUUACCACACCUAGUGGAAAGGAGUCUUCUCGGAAGAGAAAAUGUCUAAUAGAUGACGAAGUUAUAAUUCCGAACAAAGUUAUUAAGAAAAUGAUAGAAGACUCAAGUACAUUGGUUAAAAAACGGAGAAAGGUUCCUGAUACUGACUAUCCUGAGAAAAGAAUCAAACGUCUUGCUGAUCCCUCUAGAAGUUACUGGGACCCUUUGUUUCCAUAUGGUUCUUUGGACCUCCAAUUGCUUUUCAAUCAACCCAUCAGGCUUAAAGAACAGAACACAACAGAAACUCCUAAAGCUGCUAAAACCGCUAGGCGAAUGAAAAGGUCUUCUCUUAGAGGCCGUGGGGAUGCUUUUCCUGUAGAGCAGACUGAGAGUGGUCCGGAAAUUAUGGAGACUCCUCAGGCUGUUGCUCUUGCCGAGCUGAAAAUUACUGCUCCAGAGACUGUUUCAGUUAGUUCCAUAGCUGCUGGAAGUUCUCAUCAAACAAAGGUUGCUUCAGAGACGCCAAUAGAGCCUGCAGAGCCAACGUAUAUUGCUCCAGAUACCCCAGCAAGAACAUCAGAGCAAACAGGGAUUGCUCCUGAAACACCAGCAGUCUCUGAGCGAGAAGAGAUUGCUCCUGAGAUGCCGCUGAGAGAAUCAAUGUCAGAAAGAUAUUGCAAGGACCCUGAGACCUGUGAACAAGAAACAAGACCUGCCAACUCCUUCACCUUCUUUGACGAGUGCCCGUCAGAAUAUUACGAGGAUGGAAGGGACCUUGAUGUUAUUUUGAUGCACGAGGAGCAGGUGAAUGCACAUGAAACAGAGGACCUGCAACAAGAGACAUGGUCAGCAAGAACAAGGAAUGUGGCAAAAUUCCUGGAGAAAACGUUUCUGGAGCAAAAGAAGAAAGGAGAAGAAGAAAAAGCGAGUUUGUUACAGUUGUGCAGAGGAAGAACUCAGAAGGAAAGUGCAAGACUCUUCUACGAGACUUUGGUGUUGAAGACGAAGGGUUACUUGGAGGUGAAGCAAGACCAUCAAUAUAGUGAUAUUCUCCUCUCGCCAAUAACCAGACAACAAGAAGCUUGUUGAAAAGCUGGAGCUAUAUUUCUUCCCUCUAGUUUUUAGGUUUUCUGAAGAAGUAUCUGCUAAUCAAAGUUUUUAGUCUUUUGGAAUCCAUCUAGUUUUAGCCUUUUGUUUCCAGUCUUUUAAGUUUAGACUCAGAAUGAUCAAUGAUCUGAAAAGUAUGUAUGAAUAUACUUGGUUGAUCUAAUCAAGUUAUUUUAGAGACA